Beta vulgaris subsp. vulgaris (sugar beet) is the source of this 1413-nucleotide messenger RNA. RefSeq names its product abscisic acid receptor PYL8. The record is from RefSeq and is a predicted model, not a curated record. Gene Ontology annotation, biological process: abscisic acid-activated signaling pathway. Lineage: Eukaryota; Viridiplantae; Streptophyta; Magnoliopsida; Caryophyllales; Amaranthaceae. Bases 314 to 877 code for a protein of 187 amino acids. Gene Ontology annotation, molecular function: signaling receptor activity; abscisic acid binding; protein phosphatase inhibitor activity. The transcript is spliced from 3 exons. Gene Ontology annotation, cellular component: cytoplasm; nucleus.
AGAUUUCGAGAAAGCAGAAAAACGAGAGUAAAACAAACAAACACUCACUCACAAAGAGGAGAGAGAAAAAAAAAACAAGGUUAGAGAGGGAAAGAAUCAAGAGAGAGAAAGCUUGAGAUCAUUUGUUAAUGGAGUUGGCGAGUUUAACUUACUGAGUUAACUCGCUCUCCGUUGAUUUAAUCUAACAAUUUAACCGGAGAAAAUUUUCCGGCGACGAUUUUUUUUUUGCGGAGGUUAGGGUUUUCUUUUUUCUCGAUUGAAUUUCGUUGAAUUUGAGAACGAUUGAGGAGAGAGAAAGUAAGAGAGAGAAAAAAUGACGAUGAACGGUAAGGGAUAUGGCGGAGUUGAAGAAGAGUUUGUAAGGAGACAUCAUCAACAUGAAGCUGCUGAUAAUCAAUGUAGUUCGCUUUUAAUCAAGCACAUUAAAGCUCCUGUUCAUUUGGUUUGGUCAUUAGUGAGGAGAUUCGAUCAACCACAGAAGUAUAAGCCCUUUGUCAGCAGAUGCGUGGUGCAAGGAAAUCUUGAGAUUGGAAGUGUAAGAGAGGUUGAUGUUAAAUCAGGACUUCCAGCUACUACUAGUACUGAGAGGUUGGAGGUUCUGGAUGACAAUGAGCAUAUUCUCAGUAUCAGGAUUGUUGGUGGAGAUCAUAGACUGAGGAAUUACUCUUCCGUGGUGUCCCUCCAUCCGGAGAUUAUCGAUGGAAGGCCUGGGACGAUGGUGAUCGAGUCGUUUGUAGUAGAUGUACCAGAAGGAAACACCAAGGAUGAAACCUGCUUCUUCGUUGAAGCCUUGAUCAAGUGCAACCUUAAGUCUCUUGCUGAUGUCUCAGAACGUUUGGCUGUACAAGACAGAACUGAGCCAAUUGAUAGGAUGUGAUUAGAAGCUCGACACAAGGGAAAUAUACUCUCUCCAUGGAUGAAGCUACCAAGGGUACGGAUUGCAGAAGCCUUGGGGUUGACUGGUACUUCCAUCUUUUUUCAAGCGGUGUUGCAUUCUAAGACUCGUGAAAUUUUCCGCCUUUAGGCCGUCCAAGAAUCACAACUCAUAAAAAGUGUGUAAGAAACGUUCAUAGAAGAGCAAAAGAAAUGGAAAACUGUGUUGUUCUCAAGUCUUUUAGGUCUCAUUCUGUCGAUGCGUCCGUCCGUCUGUCCGUGCUUUGUAGUUGUACAUAAACAUGUGAUUAAACGGGUGUUUGUAGAUCUCUGCCCGUCUUAUAAUUGCUUCCGUGGGGAGAUUAAUGAUUAUAGAGGUGUUCUGAUAGUUAGUCAUGAUGAAUCACAUUAGGGUAAGGAAGGCUUGUAAGUAGUGUUUUCGUUGCCGUAAAUUUAUCCGUCACUUGUGAAUUACUUACUGUCAUUAACUCAUUAUUGUCAUAAACUUAUAGUCAAUCUAUCUCUUUUGUUAGCGUAGGA